Molecule: messenger RNA, 1679 nt
Organism: Hippoglossus stenolepis (Pacific halibut)
Lineage: Eukaryota; Metazoa; Chordata; Actinopteri; Pleuronectiformes; Pleuronectidae
Gene: mid1ip1a
Product: MID1 interacting protein 1a
Exons: 1
Coding region: 309-821 (170 amino acids)
Biological process (GO): regulation of lipid biosynthetic process
Cellular component (GO): cytosol
Source: RefSeq, a predicted model, not a curated record
AGGUCUUUGGCACCGCCUUCAAAUCCUGAAGCGCAUAAAGGCGCACCCGUCUUCCCACAAAUUGAAAAGAACGAGCAAGACAUUAACAAUCCACGAAGGGGGGACACUGAAGAACCGUGCCCAUCGACAAGCGCAGCUCGCCUGAUUCACCGGACAGCCAAUCCCCGCAGCAGCAUCACAGCCGCUUCGCUAAGCCGAUCAGCUCAGAAUUAAAGCAGGGCACUCACAGAGGAGCAAUAACAAGACAGGAGACGCUGAUCCUCUAUUUCACUUCUGCUGCUGAGUCGAAGAAAAAAAACGUCGCCAAGAUGAUGAUGCAGCUACACACAGACACACACAACCAAAAGAACUCCCUCUUCACCGCCAUGAACCGCUUCCUCGGCGCCGUGAACAACAUGGACCAGACCGUCAUGGUACCCAGUCUGCUGCGGGACGUCCCGCUGGACGAGGACCGGGAGCUGAGCUCCAUGAAGUCGGACAUGGACGAGGGGGACAUGUACAGCUACUACCAGCUGCUCAAGUCCAUCCGCACGGACAUGGAGUGGGGCGUGCGGUGCGCCACGGCCGAGGAGAGGCGACAGGAGACCAUGAAGAUCAGCCGCAUGAACUCCACGACGUCCACCUACUCCUCCGCCUCCUCCUCAUCCUCAUCCUCGUCGUCGUACGAGGAGGACGAAGAGGACGAGGACGAGGAUCUGGAGAAGCAGUUCCAGUACCACCUCACCGGGCUGCAGGGUGUCCUCUCCAAGCUCACGCAGCAGGCCGACUCCCUCACCAAGCGCUACAAGAAGGAGAUUGGUAUCGGAGGAUGGGGCCAGUAACAGAAACUGAGUGAAAACCCCUUUUUAAAUUCUUGGACUGGCUGAGCGGACUUAUCAAUAGGCCUUAUUGCUGCUGCCAUAACUUCUGAUUACAUGUACUGACAAAUAGAAACGACUGGUAGAGAACGGGGGCAGUUUAUUCCUCUCUACCAGCCCACAUGGUGUUGGUCUGCUCUGUGGUAUAUGGACUGUCGAUGUGUUGAUCUUGAAGAAAGCAUCUUGUGUACUCAACACCCAACCCCUUAAUGUAUUGCACUCUGCGUGUUGUGCACAUGAUGCCUUUCAGUUCUUGUGAUUCGCAGAUGAAACACAUAUUUAAACCAUUUUAUUUAAUGUAUUAUUUAUUACCUUACACUGGAGCCAUGUUUGAGAGCCAGAUGUCAUUUCAAAGUUGGAGGACCAUUCAUUUUAGCCACCCCUCUAUCUCUCUCCCACUCUCUCUCUCUCUGUGUGUGUAGUGAGGGGAUACAGACAAAAGACUCAGCUUCCUCCACUGUGGAGCUGAUGAUGUCAGUGUGUUCACAUGUAUUUGUGCUUCUCCAAAUUUAAUGCAUCUGUUUCUUUAAAUUGUGCUUCGCAUGGAAGGAGGCAUAUGCUUACGCUACUGCGGCUGCCUGUGAUCUCCCACUGUCCUACAUGGUCAAUGAACUGGAAUCAACUGAUAAUUCUUUUAGCACAAGAAUAAUGAAGAGUUUCCACGAGAUGCAAUGUUGUUAUUGUCAUUUAUGUUAUCAUUACUGAGGUAUUACCGGAUAUGUCCAUCUGUCGGAGUGAGUGAACGUUUUUGUAUGCACCUUCUGCGACAAUUUUGUACUGAAAAUAUUAGUUUUUACAAAAUAAAACUUUUAUUUAAACAUA